Eleginops maclovinus (Patagonian blennie) is the source of this 5627-nucleotide messenger RNA. RefSeq names its product sushi domain containing 5 (gene susd5). NCBI's taxonomy places the organism in Eukaryota, Metazoa, Chordata, Actinopteri, Perciformes, Eleginopidae. Bases 90 to 2645 code for a protein of 851 amino acids. Gene Ontology annotation, biological process: cell adhesion; Notch signaling pathway. Gene Ontology annotation, molecular function: hyaluronic acid binding. The transcript is spliced from 5 exons. The record is from RefSeq and is a predicted model, not a curated record.
CUCUGACCUGCUGGACUGUGCACACAUAAGUCGUGUGGAAGUUUUUUGGAUACGUUUUCCAACAUAAAAAAGUGAAUUUGAGCCACAAGAUGUUGGAUCGUUGUAACAAAACUGUUCUACCUUUGUUCUUUGGAUGCCUAGCUUUUCUUUUGGGGAUCUCUGUUGUAAAUGCAGACGGUCGAGUGUUCCUGUUGGACCUGAGGAACACCUCGGGCCUGCAGGGCUUCAGAGAUGCAGAGGGGGCUUGUGCCGCCCGACAUGCCCGUCUGGCCUCAGCAGAGGAGUUGCAUCAUGCAGUGGAGGAGUGCUUCUUCUCCCCAUGCAGCCGCGGGUGGCUCUACGGAGGCACAGUAGGGAUGAUGGUGUGUAACGUUCCGGGCACUACACUGAAAGCAGUGGAAGUGAGAACAGAAAAUGCCACAGAGGACUCUGCAAACCUGGAUGCCUUCUGUAUCAAAGAUAGGGAUGUGGCGUGUGGUGACCCUCCAUCCUUUCCUAACGCUCAUCUCCAGGAGCACUCUGGGUAUGAGUUGGGAGACGAACUGCUGUACACAUGUUUGCCCGGUCAUGUCAUGCCCAGUGGACGCAGUGCGUUCAGCCUGCUGUGUGACAGCUGUGGAGAGUGGUACGGAUUAGUGGAGAUUUGUGUCAAAGAUGAGACUGAAAGUCACGUAGACUACGAGGACAAGUUUCCAGAUUCCUAUGGAGAGGCAAAGCACCACAACGAGAGGCCAGCGGAGGCUCAGGGUGAGGUGUACGAGAAGGUGCACCGAGCUGAAUACCAACAGGGGCAAAGGCGUCAGGUGCAACAAGAGACAAGCCUUAAUGUCGAAAUGGAGGAGGAGCAUCAAGACCACCAUGGAGUGCCUGAAGUGGAAGAGGAGGUGAUCGAUACAACAUUUGUGGUAGCAGGAGGGGAGAAAGAGGAGGAGCGUGCUGUCGAGGACUUCAUAGGACAUCCGCAGUGGGAGCAAGAGAGGAGUGAUUUGGUCAAGACUGAUGAAGCUGCAGCCACAGAAGCACCUGUGUCUCUUCUCUCCCAGAAACACCUCUUCUGGUUCCCCUCUGAGGCCUUCCAGGACGAGGGACGUCCCGCCUCCACCAAUCCAGUCACUCCAACCACACAGAGAUCCUCAGGCGCUCAAUCAGAGGAGAGCAAAGAGCAUGACAGUCAAGAAACAAACCACCACCAGCAUCCAGUUGAUGUUGACGACCAUGACGACCUGGACGGCCAUGAUGACGGUGAGCAGAGUCACCAGGAGGAAGAUGACGGCGAUGAUCAUGUGAAGCAUUACAUUCCAGCUCAGAUUGAUGACCUGGACAGACGGGAUCGCCACAAAGAUGCAGACGAGCGUGAAGACCAUUAUGACAUGGGUGAACACGAAGACAACCAGGAUCGCGUUCCCUACGGAGGUCAAGAGUACGACGAUACUUACGAUGAACAUGAAAGCUACGAAGAGCAUGAAGAUGUGACUGGCGAUCGAGAGGACCAUGAUCGAGAACGUCCUGAUGAAUCUAAAGAACAUCCUGACCCUGUUGACAGUGUUGACCAAGAGGAGCAUUAUGAUCCAGAGGAGGAAGAUAACGAUGAUCACCAUGACCAUGACCACGUUGACCAUGACACCGACGACGGUGCACACGAUGACCAUGAUGACCACGAUGACCAUGAUCACCCCGAUGACCACCAGGACCAUGAACACGAUGACCAUGAACACCAUAGCCAUGAACACGAGGACCAUGAACACGAGGACCAUGAACACGAUGACCAUGAACACGAUGACCAUGAACACGAUGACCAUGAACACAACAGCCAUGAACACGACGACCAUGAACAUGAUGACAAUGACAGCCACGAAGAUGACAAUGACAGUCACCAGCGUGUGAUCUUUUCUCAAGAGACGGAUAUAAAACAGAACGUUACAGCAGAAGAAGAGGCCCCUACAGACGACACCUGGCUGGAUGGCUACCCUGUCCACCUGGAGGAUACAGAGAAAGGCGACUCCACAACGGAAAAGGUGAGACCGGAGGAUACAGCCAAGGGGACAGAUGUGAGGACAACUGACAGACCUAAUGAGGUAGAAGUUGGUAGACCCGUCCCUUACACCAGCUUACCAGAUAUGCCUGAGUCUCACACCACGGAGCCUGCUUUAGCUCAGGGAGGAGUGGAGAAAAUGUUGCCAGGCUUCAUCCCCACCGCAGCUCCCUCACAGCCCUCUGAUUCCCCCUCACACUCAGACACCCUGGACUACGACACCCAACAGGCAGCUCCGACCCACUCCUGGCAGGACGACCUCUCCCAGCACCCCUUCCUGGAUCAUGGCCCAGUUCCCCCGAUGCAAGACAGCGAAAGCGGUGUUACGGAAGAGCACACCAUACACAUCCUGCCAGGGGAGACUGGCGAGAGGGGCGAUGCAGAGGGAGAGAUGGGAGAGGCAAUCUGUACGGGCGAGAACUGCCCUCCAAGCUCCUCAAGCCGAGGUCCCACGGUCGCCGCCAUAAUCGUGGCGGUGUGUGCGAUCGCCACGGCGGUGAUCGUUGGGGUGUGGUGCUACUGCCACAAACAGAAGAAGAGCUCAAUGUACCAGAUGAACGGGAAGGGCCAGAGCAGACAGGGCCAACAGAUAGAGAUGCAGCAAAAAGUGUAAAAGCGACAGAUGAUAGAGGGCAGAGACAUUUUGGAGGGAGGGGAAAAUUCAGAGGAAUUUGAGAAGGAAUCACAGCCCUUCCUCUUGCUAGAAACUAAUCAAUAAUUGAAGAUUUUGGAUAGGUAUGAAGAAAUGAGCCCAUGUUUUGAAGAGCAAAACCUCACCUGUGUAUAGCAUAAAUAUUGAGCAAAGCAGUAAGAACUGAUGUUUAACACAGGGAGAGAUGGGAAACCUGAGUGAAACAAGAUCAGUUUAAAGGAUUUUUACCUAUCUUUGAUGUACCUACCCAAUAUUUUCAAAGCUCUGACAUCUAGCUGGAUAAGUGGAGAGGGGCUGGACUCAACUCCAAGAACUGAAAAAGGAUAUUAUAAGGGAAUAACCAUGUAGGAAAACCACAAGAAGGCAUGCCUGCCCGCCUGAAUAUAUGAACUGAGACUUCAGCCUCUUGGACAUUGUGGUUAAAGGUUCUCUGUGUUCAAUUUCUGUUGACUUCAUUGAUGUUUUUGUUAAUUCAGCUGCGUGUUUCCAGAUUUUUCCAAAUCCCAAUCUUUUUCUGAUUGCCUAAGAAUUGUGUUGGAAGAAAUAACAACUUUAUUCCACUUGUUAUUCAAUGGCAAGAGCGCUGAAUAUCAAUUCAGCAGAUUUGGGCAGGUAGUCCCAAAGUAGACCAGGUCGUUGUGUUACCAGUAAGAACAAAAAGGAGGAUGAUAGUUAGAAAAAAUUGAGAGGGUAGAGGGAGCGGUUUAGAGGAAAAGGUUUGAGAAAGUAAGAUGGCGGGGGAAAUAUUUUAAGAUCUUCCUGCCUCUGUUGGUUUUGACUAGGGGCUGCUGAAGGAUGAAGAGCGGCAGGCCAUCCAGAUUGCAGAGUUAGCCCCAUGGUGUGUGUGUGUGUGUGUGUGUGUGUGUGUGUGUGUGUGUGUGUGUGUGUGUGUGUGUGUGUGUGUGUGUGUGUGUGUGUGUGUGUGUGUGUGUGUGUGUGUGUGUGUGUGUGUGUGUCUGUGUCUGUGUGUCUGUGUGUCUGUGUGUCUCAGGUCCGUGCAAUCUGCCAAUCAGCGGUAUGUGUGUUUGCCGACGGCAAAACAGAGAUAAAACAUUUAGUUGCUUCCAUGGUAACAGAGGACACCUAAAAUCAUAAACCCCCAUGUUUUAGUUGUCAUUUUUUUGAGGACCGGUGUAAAGGAUUUAGUACCAUCUAGUGCGGAGGUUGAAGAGUGCAACUAAAUAUCCCUCUGUUCACCCUUCCCUUUUCCAAAAAAGUCUUAGAACUUAAAGUUAAAGGCCCUCUCUAGAGCUGGAAUCUGGUUUCUCCGUUCUGGGCUACUGUUGAAACAUGGUGGUGCAACUUGGCGGACUCUGUGGUAGAGGUUCAGCUCCCUAUCUAGGUGUGAACAAGCCCCGAGGAAGUGUGCCGGCCGUUGAAGCAAAUUCUUGCUGUGGCUUAACAGUGGUACUACAUUCCUUUAUAUUCUGUGGCGUCAAUUUGGCUCCAAUAGACUUUUUCUUAUUUUAAAUUGGAAAAGACAGGAUCCCCUAUCCGGUCAAAUGAUAAAGAGGCGGGGGUUAAGGAAAAAACUCAUGUGUGCAUGCUCUAUGGGCCAAAGUCCCCGGAUGAAGCGGGUACUUUUUCAAACUACAGUCACUCCAUUUUUGGCUUCAUGCGAAUAUCAUAUCAUACACGUUGAUCCUUAGAGGGUAAUAGCAUACUUUUUAUGACAGUUUUGUGAAAAUGUGUUUAAAUUUAAAAAAGGUAGGCCUAUGACUUUGGGUUAAUAUGGGUUAUUAACAGGCCCAUGUAAUAUCUUUCAUAUGAUAGUCAAUAUUCUUCAUUACAUAAAUGUAAUAUACUUUCAUACUCGUGCUCAUUAUGUUUGUCAAGAUAAAAACAGAACAAGGGGUUUAAGAGGGUUUUCUCGACUGGACGUUUAUUAACCGCUGUUUCAUUUUCAAAUAUUUUGGACUUCAGAAAAUGUGCGCUAUGAGCUAAUUUAGUUUAGUACAGACAUUUGGUUAACUAUCCAUUCAUAGUUCAGCCUUUCACAGUGUACUCUAGCUGCAUGAAUCAGUGAUAUUUUUUUCUUGCUGUUUCGUACUGUGCCAAACACUUAAGAGCAAAGGUCAAACGUAAAAAUAAGAUAGCUGAUAAAAAGUUGCAAUAUAAAGACUUUGAAUAGCAUUACCAGGCUUUGAACUUCGAUAUUAGAGUUUGUAUUUCUGGUGAUGUAUAAACACUACAAAAUACUUACUUGGGAAUCCCUUACAUAGAAGGUACUUGUAAUAAAUGUCAAAGGUAGGUGACAAAGCACUUCUUGGUGUCAUCUGUCAUAAAGAAUCAUACAUUUUCCACCAUGUCUCACCUGAUUUCUGAAAGGUACUAUUUAGUAACAUGUUUAGUUAUAAAAUAAAGAUUUGUUUGUUUAAGGAAGUAAAUACCCACUAUUGUUGAUUUCAUAAAAAAUAUUUUUCUUUUUUUUGUUUCUGUGUUUUGGUAUCGGAAUUGAUUUAUUAAUGUUCUAAUGAUGCGAGUGCAAGGGGAAGAAAUUACCUACUGUCUGUGUGUUUCUGUAAAUAUGAAUCCAUACUAAAAUAACUUUUUAAACACUACACUCUUUACUAGUACUAGUUCAUUACAAUAAACAUGUCUAUACUCUUCUGGCCUUUAUCUUACCUAGAUAAAGCUGUUUGAAAAGUCCUUGCAAUAUCAUGGAUUGUAGAUUAUCUAGCCAUGACCUGUCUGGUCACACAUUUUGCAUAUGUUCAAUUAGAAUACUAGCAUUCAUCAAGACUGGCAGAUGCAGAGAGUUGUGAUGCAAAAGCCACAAAUUCCAUAAAAAAAUUAAAGGGUGUUUCUCUCAUUCACAUGAUGCUAAUAUUUGUUCAUGUUUCUUCUUCAUCUCAAACAGCCUGAUGUGUGUGAUGUCAGGAUGAAAUGUGUACUGUAAGUGUGUUCUCUAAGUCACAAUAAACUCCUAAACAUGUGGUUUUA